Messenger RNA from Humulus lupulus (European hop), 1667 nucleotides. RefSeq lists its product as uncharacterized. The record is from RefSeq and is a predicted model, not a curated record. The transcript is spliced from 2 exons. NCBI's taxonomy places the organism in Eukaryota, Viridiplantae, Streptophyta, Magnoliopsida, Rosales, Cannabaceae. Bases 568 to 1254 code for a protein of 228 amino acids.
GGUUUGGCAAAUGUCGAGCACAAGGUGGAUGAGGAAAGCCAAGCAAUAAUCUUGUUGCGCUCAUUACCAAUGGCAUACCAAAAAGUGAAAGCUGCAAUAAAGUAUGGAAGAGAUAUCAUCUCACUAGAUGGAGUCCUUGGAGCAUUGAAGUCCAAAGAUUUUGAACUUCAGUUGGAGAAAGAAUCCAAGAAGGAUGAAGCUUACUUUGUUCGUGGAAGAUCAACAAAGAGAAGCUCUUCAAGAAGCCAUACACCAUUUCACUCACGUUCUAAAUCAAGAGGAAAGGAUUCAAGAACAUGUUACCACUGUGGAAAGGCAGGACAUAUCAAGAGAUUUUGCAAUCUGUUAAGAAAUCAACAAGGGUCCAGAUCAAACCAGGACCAGAGAAGACCCAUCUACAAUCAAUUUCAUAAUGAGAACAAACACCAACAAGGAAUGAAGUCUCGAAAUGAUUUAGCUGCUGUAGUAGAAGGAGAAGAUGAAUGUGUCUCAGAAGGAGAACUUUUCUCCAUCUCAAAAACCGCCAUGACAAGGGAGUGGAUUCUUGAUUCGGGAUGAACAUUCCAUAUGUGUCCCAAUCAAGAAUCAUUUUUUGAUUAUAAAGAAAUUAAUGGUGGUAAAGUACUAAUGGGUAAUAAUGUUUCUUGCAGGGUCUAUGGCAUUGGCAAGGUAGCUGUUAAACAAUUUAAUGGUGAGGUCAAGGUAUUGACAAAUGUGAGGCAUAUACUAGAAUUGAGGAGAAACUUGAUUUCUCUUGGAUCUUUGAAAGAUGAUGGAUACAGCUACAAGUCUACAAAUGACAUCUUGAAAAUCACUAGUGGCUCUCUAGUAGUGAUGAAAGGGAAGAAAGUUAAUGGAUUGUAUGUACUAGAAGGAGAAACUGUAGUAAUUGCUGAAGCAUCUGUUGUUAAGACUCAGGAAAGUGGAAUGCUUCUGUGGCACCAACGGAUGAGACAUAUCAGUGAGCAGGGGCUGAGAGAGCUUCACAAACAAGGAAGCAUAGACAGGUUGAAGACCUGUGCAUUACCUUUUUGUGAAGCAUGUGUAUUUGGAAAGCUGCAUAAAAUUAAAUUCACUGCAGCAAAGCACAAUACCAAAGGAGUCUCGGAGUACAUUCACUCGGAUUUAUGGGGGCCUAGCAAAAUACCAACACACUCAGGUGGAAAAUCAGAGCCAAGUUUCAGAUCAAAACGGGAGAAGAAAGUUCAAGAUCCUAGAGCUUCCGCAAUACAACUGAUACAGAACACAAGCUAGAGGACUAUGUCAACCAUGGCCAAGUUCGAGCUUGCGAAAUUUGAUGGUACAAAUGAUUUCUCAUUGUGGAGAGAAAGUUUUAAAUGAAUUUUGGUACACCAGAAAGUAGCCAAGAUUCUUGGAGAUCAGAAGUUGCUGGCUGAUAAGAAACCUGAAGAAAUAGCUGAGAUAGAAGAAAUGGCCUGCUACACCAUAAUCAUGUACCUAUCAAAUGGAGUACGGAGGAAAUUGACUUCAGAGACUACGGCAAAAGGAUUAUGGGAUAAGAUGGAAAAAUUAUAUUUAAAGCCUUCUGUUUCCAACACCUUGCUAUCAAGGGUCAUUCUAUUUGACCAUGACAUAGACUUGUAUAAACAUAAAAAUGUACCUUGGGUCUAUUUGCUCUAUUAUUUUUUUCUUCUUCCAUAUUUUUU